Molecule: messenger RNA, 751 nt
Organism: Candoia aspera
Lineage: Eukaryota; Metazoa; Chordata; Lepidosauria; Squamata; Candoiidae
Product: enkurin-like
Exons: 4
Coding region: 41-700 (219 amino acids)
Cellular component (GO): acrosomal vesicle
Molecular function (GO): calmodulin binding
Source: RefSeq, a predicted model, not a curated record
CAGGUACACCUCCACUUUCCACUCCUCUGUCAAGCAUGAAAUGCAGGAGCAGAGGAAAGCACCGUGCCAGACGAUGGGGAUUCCGAAGCUCCAGGUCCCCACCCCGAAGGAGUAUCUCCGGAAACAUUCAAAGGAGCCGAAGCUCCCCAAAUGCAAGAAGGUCCGGGACCGGAAGCUGCCAUGCAAAUCGCCGGUGCCCCUGAAGUCCAACCAGCCCCUCAUGGGCAUCCAGAGCCAGAAGAACUUCAUCACCACCAACAUGGCGGAGGCCAUCAUGGCGGUGGCCAAGAAGCCGCUUCGUGCAUGUGUUGACCAGCGCAAGGGAGACAAGUUUCUCCUGGACCAGUCGGGGCUGAUCCAGAGGUUCCUCAAGAAGAAGGACUUUGGGGUUACCCCCAAAUACAUCAGAAAGCGGAAGAAGGAAGCCAAGCAGGCAAAGAAAGAGCGAGCGCCUGGUCGGCAGGACGGCCUGCAGCAGAAGGGCCUCACCCGCCUCUCUGCCCAGGAGCGGGAGAGCAUCUUGGAGGGUCUCAAGAAAAAUUGGGAAGAAAUCAACACGGAAUUCCAAAGCCUUUCAAUAGCGAUAGAUACCAUUCCCAAGAGACUUCACCAAGAGAAACUGGAGGCGGAGAUGAAGCAGCUGGAACACGACAUCAGCACUCUCGAGAGCCACCAGUUUGUCUACAUCGCAAGCGAAUAGGGACGGGGUCGGACCCGGGCGCAGUGAGCCUGUUCCGGAGCGCCCUGGGGC